CGACAAGGCAAUUAACACUGUUGAGUGCAGCGCGUUUUCCCGCUUCUUUAUUCACCACCAGCCUGACAUCGAACACUACACAAUUCCAAACUAUGUUGACAUGAGCUAGCCCUGCAUUGUUUUGCCAGUUAACAUUGCGAGUCGACACUCCUACAUUUUACAGCUCCCUCUUCCAUAUUCUUGCACAGCAUGCUCGACCUCGGCGCUGGCCGCGAUGGCCACGUGCCGCGCGACGCUGGCUCGCAAUCCAAGCAGAUCGCGAUUACUGCCGAGUAUUUCCUUCCGCCUCGACUUCCGCGUCCCAGACCGUGGGAGCGCGUUGCUGUCGCCCCCUUGUCCAACAAGAAUCGCCGGCACAAUAUCUGGAAAAGAGUUAGUGAUCCGAUUGGGCCGUCAGUCGAUCUUGGAUAUGUUCGCGCCAUGGCAGAGCUGGAGACAGGAGGUAUGGGGCCGAGGAAGCGCGUGCGACAAGCAAAGCACCUGUCUACCUGGGGCCACGCGCGCUGGGACGCCAGACUUGACCAGAAGCUGGACGGGAAGUGCGACAUUGCCAAGGCGCGAGCCUCCGUAUCCGCUGCUUUGGAGGAGAUUGCGAAGGUAGCACCGAGGACCAACAGCACCGCGAUGGGCCGCCGCUCGACCUUCCCGGAGGACAGCUUGAAAUGGGUUCCGCGAAAGAGGCUUAGCUCUCGCUGGCCAAUCGAACCGAAGACAGAAAGAGCUACCCAUGAUCCCAUGGUGGCUGAUACGCAACCAUUGGUCGAGAUCGAUGUUCCUGUAGACUCCGAGCCGAUUGACAUCUCGGUGCGGAUCGACGAGAAACAGAUGCGGACACGGUCAACCCGCCGUUUGAGCAGGCGCAUAUCUCUCUUACCAAGCGAUGCAUCGCCAGAGAAGCUCUCCGUUGACAACCUCUCGCCAGAAAAGACGUCGGGCCCAUCUCUUUCGCCAGCCAAGAGACAGCCAGUCACACUCUCGCCUACAAAAGUCACCGAGUCACCGCUUCGCGCAUUCAGAAUUAGCGCCACCCCAACAAAGGUCGUCCUCGAAUCACCCAAGUCUAGCCCUCCAGAACAACCACUGUUGAAGGCUUCCACAGCCAUGUCAACUUUGGAUGAGGUCCUCCCUGCUAGUGUCAAGGGGCCGGCCGAUUCAUCCCACGCGCCCGCAAGUCCACUGCCCCUCUUAUUUGACCAGCCGAUCACAGAUCCCGAAGCUGAGCCGCGGCAUGAGACUCGCAGGCGGGUCUCGCUUCAUCUGGCGCGGCGGAUUGAACGCGGCUCAAGCGGCGUUUCAAGGGUUCUUGCCCUCAAAAACAGCCAGAACAACUCCAGUCGCCGACACAGUCUCACAUCGAUUGGGAACAUCCCGGAAUUUGGGCCAGAGAACUCCAAGGAAAGACGCAAAACCCUCGAUCCAUUCUGUGUUGGCUCGGGUGAUCCCACGGGCAUGGGAAUCAGCGAUGAAAAUCAUGCCAGGGCUUCUACGCGCCUUUCCAAGACCGAGGUUCUUGAGAUUGAUGCGAAAGCCAACCUUGACAUUUUUGGUCAGCAGCCCAAGGCUCCUGGCUUAACUUCUGAAAGACGGGAAACGUGUGAGGAAGAAGAAAAUGAGGGAGUAGAAUCUGUCCCGGAGUCUGAUAAUCCUCGUGGCGCAUAUCUCUCGCCUGCCAAACACAACAUUGCCCCACACCGCGUCAUGCCGAGCUCAUCAGCUACCGACGUUAAGCCUGUGGCCCAGGGCGCAGACGCAGCACCUGAAGUCGUAACGGCCUCUCAAGCGGCAACAGAUGCGGUUGCUGGCGCAAAUGACAUAGGAGAAGCUGAACAUCCCUGCAGUCUCGAUCCUCUCCAUUUCACGUUCGAUAUGUCGGCACAUCCUGGGCCUGAGACAGAUAAGAACAAGGUCCCGGUUACAACCCAGGACCCUGAAGGGCUGUCGACUAUCUACGAAGAAUCGUCCAUUGCUGAGGUUCAAGCACCUGAAGAGGGAGCUGGAGAUGAGCUAUCCGCUCGGGAAUCCGUCUUAGGUGACGGACCGGAGGCAGCUUGCGAGCUGCAAGCACCUCGCGCUGAAGAUAUGCCGGGCGAUGAGAGUUUGCCUAGCGAACCCCAAGACACUGUUGUUGCACGGCCGGAUACUAACUGUCGUCGGGUAAGCCCGCCACCAUGUCACGUUUCCGAAAUGCCUUCCCCGGAGUCCGGAGCCCGGGGAGCCCCCAGUCCCAUGGACCAGGAGACAUCUGGUUUUACUCCUAUCAACACACGCCUAUUCUCGCCGUCUCCAGAUGUAGCAGACAGGCCGGAACACCGGAGAAAAAGCAACGAAGGUGAGGCUGAGCGAAUGGGAGCAGAAGACCUUGACGCGGAUGAGAUAACCGAGGAGGAAGCACUCGUCGACACGGAUGAUGAUCUUAUCACUGCCGACGAAGACUUCACCUUGAUGGUUGAAGGUGUCCCUCAUGUCGAGAACGACACUCUGCAACUCCGUGUCAACCACGACGAUUCGGAAACGGAAAUGCUGAGGAACUUUGUCACACGGGUCACAGCCGAUAAGAACGCCAAAGCCGCGGCAGCUGCCGUGGAGGCCGCAGCGAUAGCGAGCGAGCCCGGCCGCCCGAUACGUCGGUCGCGUCCAUCUUUCUCUGUGACCUCUUCAUCCGGCUCUCCCAUUCCCAUACCCAAAUCCGACCCAGACACUCCUCCUGGUCGUAUACCCUUGGUCGAGAAGAGCACCAACAGCCCGAGCCCUGCCAAGAAGCGUAAGCUCGAGGAGUUGCUCGAUUUCCCCAGCAAAAAUCACGACCGUGCCAACCCCACUGAGGAGGACCCGGCGCCGAGGAACAACAAAGAAAGCGACGGCCCGCGGCUCAUCAAGCGCCGGCGUCGCCGCCUGGACCCUGUGCUUGCGGAACCAACCCCUGCCCUUUCCCCAGAACCCGAGAAUAACCCCCCGCGGCGGCGAUCGACCCGCACCAGCGCCCGCCUCGUCACCCGCAACACCCGUGUAGCUUUGCGCCCUUCGGCGCCCUCCGCAAACUCCAUCGCCUUCUCCAUGAUGCCCUUGCGUUUCCCGGGAAUGAUGGGCACUCUGGAUGAUGAGGCUGCGCUCGAGGCCCAUCUGGCCGCCAGUGCCAGGGCAAGGCAGCAGCGAAGCGAGGAAAAGGACCUCGCUACCGUCACGAGGGUCAACACGAGGAAGAACAAGGCCGGCGCGGUGCCCCCUCAGAUGGUGCUCGCCCAGCUGGCGGAGGAUCCCGGGUGGCGCAUGAGGGAGCUUAAGGGGGUUUUUGAAGCCCGUGAGGCCAAGGAGCGGGAGGGUAAGGCUAAAAGGGAAAUUAGGGUGCGCUGGGCGGAGGAGUUGGUUACUUUUCACCAGGGCGGUGAAGAGGAUGAUACCGGGGCCGGGGGGAAGGUUCUGGCUGGUGAGUUCUUGAGGGAUUUAGGGUCUCUGAGCGGAGAGGACACGGGCCGGCCUGGUAUGGAGGUGGAUGAAAUUGCCGAGGCGGAGCCUCUUGAUCUCGUGAAGAGCGAGGGAAAGCCCGUGGUGGUGAAGAAGGCGGUGGUUGUUCCCCCGGCCGGGUCAGGCUCAGGGUCCGGGGCGCUGUCGUCAAAACGGACGGCUGGCGGGGCCAGUGCCGCGCGGAGGUCGUCUAGGUUGCAAGCUCCGACGCCGGUCAUGAAACUGGUGGGCGGUAAGAGCGCUAAGGGCGAGAAGCCAGGUUUGUCUCAGGCUGGUUCGACGGGCCCGUCUAGGACGCGGGCGCUGCCUAGGCUGGCGCCUGCUCCUGCUCCUUCUUCUGCUCCUGUGGCAGGGACAACUCCUGUUGCGUCUGGCUCGUCAUUGGUGGUGGCGGGUACGACGACCGCUUCGACGACUAAGGGAAAUGGAACGGGAACAGGCAUGGCGACCAGGCGGUCCAAGAUUGCUAAGCUGGGCAUGAGCGUCAACGGGACGCCGGCUCCGAAGCGUAGGGGCCGAGCUGUUUCAUGACCUUCGCGUUCAGCGUGGCAAGAGGGGGGGGAAUGACUGGUUUUAUGCUGGGGUUUAUCUAGAGCGGAAAGAGUUUGUCCUUGUUUAGAUUGCGAUGUUAUUCCGAGCGUGUGUUAAGGCGGAAGCAGAAAUACCCGUUUGUGUGUUGAGUGAUGGCGG
This is a messenger RNA of Canariomyces notabilis, 4152 nucleotides long. RefSeq lists its product as uncharacterized. The transcript is spliced from 3 exons. Bases 190 to 3993 code for a protein of 1267 amino acids. Lineage: Eukaryota; Fungi; Ascomycota; Sordariomycetes; Sordariales; Chaetomiaceae. The record is from RefSeq and is a predicted model, not a curated record.